UAGUCCAAAACCCCAUGACUCGGAGGGCGUUUUUCGUUUUCUGGCACCGGAUCUCCUCUCCUCUCCGCCAAUGGCGACUGUUCGUCGCCGGCGAGGGGAUUUGGGGUCCGGGGGGAGGUUGGGCUCGUGGCGGGGAACCCCGCUGUUUCCCUUACUUGUGCCAUGGUUGUUGGGGUUUUGCCCUGGUCGCCUGUUGGGCAACUUCCGGGUAAUUAAGCCUUACUAGUUCAGUUAUUCCCCGGCGGCUAGUUGCGCAAGCGCGGUGCUCUUUUCCUUGCCAUCGGCGUUGGUUCUUCAAGGCCUAGCUGUGGUUUGUAGCGGUGAGGACGAAUCGGAUAAUAUCUGCUCCAAAUCUAUCAGAAGUUAGGAUAUGGCUACGCGUCCGUGUUCGAGAGAACAAGUACUUUUACUAAGCAGGCAACCACCGGUUGGUUUCCGAUUCUUCUGCUGGCUUACACAUGGAUUGCCAUAAUCUUCAAAGUUUCCUUAAGACUAAUGGGAAUGUGGUUCUUCAAAGAGUGGAGAACAACUAUAGCCUGAGAUAUUUCACGGAAAAUGAGGUACGGCAUAUCACCAAUGGGUAUGGCGUUAUGCUUGGAAAAGGGUCGUUUGGUGAGGUCUACAAAGGAGUGCUUGAUGACCAAUGCCCUGUUGCUGUGAAGCGAUACAUACAUGGGGCCAAGAAAGAAGAGUUUGCCAAGGAGGUGAUAGUGCAUUCCCAAAUAAAUCACAGGAAUGUUGUUAGACUUUUGGGCUGCUGUACGGAGGAAAAUGCUCUAAUGAUCGUUAUGGAAUUUAUCUCUAAUGGGAACCUCAACAAUAUCCUUCAUUGCAGCAACACCAAUAGCCAUGUUCCAUUCCCUUUGGGUAAACGAUUAGACAUUGCCAUUCAGGUUGCUGAUGUGCUUUGGUGCAUGCACUCCAUGUAUAGUCCCAUUCUUCAUGGUGACAUCAAGCCUGCUAAUAUACUGUUGGAUGAAAAUCUUUCACCGAAGAUAUCUGAUUUUGGAAUAGCAAGAUUGCUUUGUGCCAAUGGGGCUCAACAUACUAAAAAUAUCAUUGGUUCUAUAGGUUAUGUUGAUCCUGCAUUCUGCAAGAAUGGAAUUCUAACCCCAAAGAGUGAUGUUUAUAGCUUUGGGGUGGUUUUGCUGGAAAUUAUUACCAGAAAGAAAGCUGUGGAUGGGACCAUUACCCUUGCUGAAAAUUUCACUGAGGUUAUUAAUAAAAGGAAGGAGAUGAUGCAUUUGUUUGACCAGGAAAUUAACAAUACAGAAAACUUGAACUUUCUCAAAGAUAUUGGAAAAUUAGCAGUUAAAUGUUUGAGCAGGGAUGUCGAAGUGCGUCUUGAAAUGGUUGAAGUAGCAACCGGUCUAAGAAUGAUUAGGAAAGCUCUGGAGGAAGAACGAGGGAAUCUGAUUCAUCUGCAGCACAUAAGUGCACUAAAGAACUUGAUUCAUUCAAAGAAUGUAAGAUCAGAAGCACGGCAAUUUGGCAAUCUAAAUAUCUUCAAAAAAAAGGAAAUUAAGCAUAUGACAAGAAAGUACAGCAUGAAAUUUAGGGAAGACUCCCGUGAGCAUCUGUACUAUGGAGUCAUUGGCAAGGCACGUGCUGUUAUAGUAAAACAAGUGAGUACAUCUUCAGAAAGUGACAGAGAUGUGUUUCUGAAGACUAUGGGCAUAGUAUCUCAGAAGUAUCACAAAAAUGUCGCUAAUGUUGCUGGUUUCCACUUAGGGGAAUCCGUUUCAGAGUGUGUGUAUGAAUCUUGCUGUGAUUUAUCCCAGAGAAAUGAUGGCCAUGUUUCCUUCUAUAACCGAAACCUUUAUGAGAUUAUCUGCUCCAGGGAUAAACUUCCCCUUCAUCUACGUUUGUCAAUAGCUGUCCAAUGUGCAGAAGGCCUUGUUCAUAUCCAUUCAUUGUUAUCUGAAAAUCCUGAUUCACGCUGUACAGGUCUCCUGGGAAACUUCAGCUCAAAAAAUAUUUUUCUGGACAAGAACUUCGUGCCAAAGGUCUUCAAUUCAAAUUUGUCAACAUUUCUUGGGCUUUCAGUCAUGGAACAACAUACCACCUCUGUUGAUGAUAUUAAUGAUCACGGGUCACAAAUAUAUUAUUUAGACCAAAGAGAUGUUUCUGGUCAGCUACCCAAUCCCAAGUCUGAUGUUUAUAGCUUUGGAGUUGUUCUUUUGGAACUCAUCACUUGGAAGACAGUGAGAUACAUGUCUGGCGGGGGAGUACACAUGCUUACCACAGACUUCCUUGAUACUUACAAAAAAAACCAUAGUGCAGCGGCACUUUUGGGCCAGAAGGUCUAUGACGAGCAAGGCAAUUGUUUUAUUCACGAGGCCAUUGAUAUUGCAGUUGCGUGCUUAGAACCUGAUAUCCAGAGACGGACAGAAAUGAGUAAUGUUCUUUCACGUCUCCGAACCAUCUCUGCAGCUCAGAGUAUCCGAAGUAAACUCAUCAUGGGUACACAAGCAAAAGCUGAUGGUGAUGGCAAAUCUAACCAACACACCGCUACCCCUGUCAAGAUCAACGCCGUCAAAACCCCAACAAUUACUGCAUCGACCAUUUCCAUGGACAUGUUGAGGAAGAUAACUAGGAAUUUCAGUAAUGAUGUCUUAAUAGGACAAGGCUCAGGCGCCAGAGUUUUCUUAGGAGUGCUUGAAGAUGGGAAUAAAUCUGCAGUAAAGGAGUUUGUUUCUAUUGAAAAUAUUGCAGUGCAGGUUCAGACAAUUUCAGGAAUAAUAAGGCAUAGCAAUGUUGCCCAAAUUCUUGGAUACUUUAUUGAAGGGAAACAACUUAUUCUUGUUUAUGAGUAUGCACCAAAUGGCUCCUUGCACGAUAUUCUUCAUGGUAAAAAGGGUGUCACUGGAGCCCAACCAGGAAUACCUUUGUCAUGGAAGCAACGAGUGAAGAUUGCUCUAAGUGCUGCGAAAGGGCUUGAAUUCCUCCAUGAGAAGGCCGUGCCUCCUGUCAUCCACACCAACAUUAAGUCUAGCAACAUUCUUCUCUUUGGCAAUGAUGUUGCAAAAAUAGGUGAUCUCGGUGUCACCGAGCAUCUGGUCGAUGCAGAAGACGAUUUAUACUACGAUUCCGGGAUACAUACUUUUAGUCGCCGUUUUGAUGACUAUUAUGCACCAGAGUACCUGAUGACAGGACAAUAUAGUGUGAAGGGCGAUGUCUACAACUUUGGGAAAGUCUUGUUGGAGCUUUUAACUGGUCGCAAAGUAGUUGAUCGUACGCUUCCACAUGGGCAGCAGAGCCUCGUAGUUUGGGCUACACCCAGGCUUAAUGAAGAAAGAGUGGGACAAUUGGUAGAUCCAAAGCUUGGAAAAGAAUUCCCCUUCAAGUCUGUUGCCAAGAUGGCUGCUGUGGCUUUGUUGUGCGUGCAGUACGAGCCGGAAUUUCGGCCCGAGAUGAGCACAGUUGUCAGGGUUUUAAGCGAGCUAGAGCGAAUACAAUAAGCCCUGUCAAGGAAUGGAAAAAAAAGGGGUAAAUUGAACAAGGAUGCAACUACCUAGUGUGCAGUCGCCCGAUUGUCUUAAUCAGCGACAACCAUCGUUACUAUAAAUAGAAAAACUCUUCCGCAUAUGUGUCUUUUCCAGAAAUAGAAGGAACGUAUGUAUGUAUGUAAAGUUACUGCAGUGUAAAAUCUAAAUUCUUUGAAUACAAUUUUCUUUUAAACUACUUAUCCGAUAGCGAUUUGAUUAUACCGUUGUGCUCAUAACAAUUAAAUCUUUAUAACAAGA
Oryza brachyantha (malo sina) is the source of this 3746-nucleotide messenger RNA. RefSeq lists its product as uncharacterized. The coding region runs from base 459 to 3461 and encodes 1000 amino acids. Gene Ontology annotation, biological process: protein phosphorylation. NCBI's taxonomy places the organism in Eukaryota, Viridiplantae, Streptophyta, Magnoliopsida, Poales, Poaceae. Gene Ontology annotation, molecular function: ATP binding; protein kinase activity. The transcript has 9 exons. The record is from RefSeq and is a predicted model, not a curated record. Gene Ontology annotation, cellular component: plasma membrane.